AUGCCUGUGGGAGACAGAUUUUCACACAUAGUUCCGCAAUUUUCUGUAAAUCCUACUUUAUAUAAUCCCCCUUCAGGGGAUUCAUUGCUUCCUCGGGCCCAUCCUGCUUUUCCGAAACCUCGGGUUCCAGCCAGUUAUGGCGACUUUUUCAGAACCUUAAGUGCUCCUUACAGCAUGUGGUGGAUGAAGUAUGCCCCAACUAUGACAGCCAAUUACAAUCUGAAUCAUCUAUCUCGAAAUCCAUUCGACAUGGCCUCACAAGUUGCACAGCCAUGGCCAGCAAAUAUAAAGCGCAUGCGUGAACCAACUACAUCCAGUGACGAAUCAGAAUACAAGUACAAUGGUUUUAAAAUGCCGGAUCAAUGGAAUGGUUUCACUUUCAUGCAACCCACAAGAACAUUGUAUACGGAAUCUGGAACGACCGAAAAAGAAGAAGUUGGCGGAAGCGGAAGUCCGAGAAGCCAGAAGUAUGCUGGAAAUGAAACGGCAGUUGAUGCUUGUGACUAUUCGAACAAUAUUCGUGAUUCGCCUGAUGUAGAGAAUGUAGCGUCUCCUAACCUCAGUGAUGCAUCCUCAAAUGAUGGGGUUCAGGACCAUGUGGGACCUCGAGAAAAGUAUGCACGUCGAGAACAUGAUGCAGCCGACGUGUCCUCUACGUCUUCAUAUGGUCCGCCUUCUCCGUCGAUUCAAGCAGUCGAAACCUGCAAACAAAUAUUAACAGACGACCAACAGACGAUGGUAGAUGACAAAGAAAUGGGAAAGCAAUGUCAGUCAAGUCGGUUGCUGUCAGAUGAACAGCCUCUUUCGGAUGGAGAAUUAGAAAGUAUUGCAACUGAUAACAUGGACUUGGAACAUAUUUCUGUCGAAAAGUUGCGUAAUCUUCUGACGAAAGCGAAAAAACUUAAGAAGAAAGCUGCCCAAAACCGGAAAAGACUUCGAUGUACAUUUGAAGAAUAUUACUCAAAAGAAGAAGAAAUAAUAAAAGAUAAGCGUCCAAAGCCAGUGAACACCAAAGAGAGUCGGGAUCCAGUAAAUGCUUUGUGCAGCAAGAUGGCAGUUGGUGAACGGUGUCCUAAAAUGUCUGCCGCAGAAAUGGCCGGAGCUAUAGUGAACGCGAACAGAACUUGA
Messenger RNA from Acanthosepion pharaonis, 1128 nucleotides. Lineage: Eukaryota; Metazoa; Mollusca; Cephalopoda; Sepiida; Sepiidae. The record is from the annotation of a GenBank genome assembly.